AUGAGGAAAGAUGACUGUCUUCUACAGGAGAACUUGCAAAAUCAAAGCUGUCCAAAAAGAGUGGAACGAUGUCACGAACAUAAUGCACUUGGAAAUGUUUAUCAGAGCAAAAGUCAUUGUCCUUUAUGCCAAAAUCAUGAUAUACUUUACUUACAUGGGAAAACACUGAAAUCAAACUUAAGUUCAAUCAGCCAGAACAGAAACUAUGAAGUAAAGAACCCCAUUAAGGCUAAUGUAGAUGGGACAUUCUUCCUCCAUGCAAAGCGUGAGGAAUUUCACAGUGAAAGUAAGCUUCCUGAGUGUGGAAUUCCUAUGAGCACAAAUUCACAGAUCAUUACAUGUCUGGGAACUCAACAGAUAAAUAAACCUCAUGUUUGCACUGAAUGUGGGAAAGCCUUCAUCAAGAAGUCCCGCCUCAUUGAUCAUCAGAGAGUUCACACAGGAGAAAAACCCCAUGGAUGCAGUGUAUGUGGGAAAGCUUUCUCUAGAAAGUCUAGACUCACUGAACACCAGAAAACCCACAUAGGAGAGAAACGGUAUGCAUGCACUGAGUGUGACAAAGUCUUCCCUAAGAAGUCACGGCUGCUUAUCCAUCAAAAAACUCAUACAGGUGAGAAGCCCUACAUAUGCGAUGAUUGUGGAAAAGGCUUUGUCAAGAAGUCUCGGCUCAUUAAUCAUCAGAGAGUUCAUACAGGAGAGAAACCUCAUGGGUGCAGCCUGUGUGACAAAGCAUUCUCCAGGAAGUCCAGGCUCAUGGAACACCAGAGAACUCACACAGGAGAAAAACCGUAUGAAUGCACGGAAUGUGACAAAGCCUUCCGCUGGAAAUCGCAGCUCAAUGCACACCAGAAAACUCAUACAGGGGAGAAAUCAUAUAUAUGUAGCGAUUGUGGAAAGGGCUUCAUUCAGAAGGGCAAUCUCAUUGUACAUCAGCGAACUCACACUGGAGAGAAACCCUAUGUAUGCACUGAAUGUGGGAAAGGCUUCAUCCAGAAGGGCAAUCUCCUGAUACAUCAGCGAACUCACACUGGAGAGAAACCCUAUGUAUGCACUGAAUGUGGGAAAGGCUUCAGCCAGAAAACCUGCCUCAUCUCACAUCAGAGAUUUCACACUGGAAAGACUCCCUUUGUGUGUACCGAGUGUGGAAAAUCCUGUUCACACAAAUCGGGUCUCAUUAACCACCAGAGAAUUCACACAGGAGAGAAACCCUACACGUGUAAUGACUGUGGGAAAGCAUUCAGGGAUAAGUCGUGUCUCAACAGACACCGGAGAAUUCACACAGGAGAGAGACCCUACGGCUGCAACGACUGCGGGAAAGCUUUCUCCCACUUGUCAUGCCUUGUGUAUCACAAGGGGAUGCUACAUGCAAGAGAGAAACGUGGUGACUCAGUCAAGUUGGAAAAUCCUUUCUCAAAGCAUCUCAGCCCAUCACGUCCAAGUGAUAUGGUACAGAGGAAAAACCCUGUUAGUGUGGUGACUGUGCAGAUGCCUUCUGUGGCAACUCAGACUCCAUCCCACAGUGAUAAGCCCCUAGAAGAUGAGAACAUAACCCUUGUGGGACAGCUAGGGGGCAGAUAUGCACCCUCAGCAGAUAAUAGAAUUUGCACAGAAGAGAAACCUAGUGAAUGCAGUGAAUGUGGUAGUACCCUCAGUGGUCAAUUACAUCUUAUUUUUGUCACAAAAGACACCCAGGAAUAA
Molecule: messenger RNA, 1698 nt
Organism: Budorcas taxicolor (takin)
Lineage: Eukaryota; Metazoa; Chordata; Mammalia; Artiodactyla; Bovidae
Gene: ZNF613
Product: zinc finger protein 613
Exons: 1
Coding region: 1-1698 (565 amino acids)
Biological process (GO): negative regulation of transcription by RNA polymerase II
Molecular function (GO): DNA-binding transcription repressor activity, RNA polymerase II-specific
Source: RefSeq, a predicted model, not a curated record